CGAGUGGGUCGUGCCUACCGCUCCCUUCCCACCUUUCCCGCAAACCAACGGUGUUCUCAGUUAAUAAACAAAUCGGCGGAGCAACAAGAGAUUUCCACACGUGAUCUGGGAGCAGGAAAGCCGUCACCUUAUAAGGAGCCGAGGUGCGUAGCCCACGCCACACAACUCUACGUGCACAGCCAGCCUGGCUGGGAGCAGCUGCCUCACGAUUGAUCGCCCGCAAUACCAGAAGACUGAAUCGCCGUCCAGCGCCAGCCAGCGAGCCAGGAGCAAGGGGAAGAUGGCCAGCACCGGCGAGAUCUGGCUGCAGUGGUUCUCGUGCUGCUUCCAGCAGCAGCGCUCGCCCUCCCGCCGCCCACACCAACGCCUGCGCAUCGACCGGUCCAUGAUCGGCAACCCCACCAACUUCGUCCACACGGGCCACAUCGGAUCCGCGGACGUGGAGCUGUCGGCCAACCGCCUCAACGCGAUCUCCACCCAGAUGCAGAGCAAGGGCGGCUACGAGACCAACUCGAUACACUCGCUGCAUGCCUGCUGAUGGAAGCCCCCAUCACCUGGCAACAUCCCCGCUUUGAAGUGCAUUUCGUGCAAAUUUCCACAGAGGAGGAGGACGGCGAAGGAGAGGAGCAGCAGACAUACCUUUUACUACGAUUCGUGCUAUCUGGCGAGGAG
Molecule: messenger RNA, 672 nt
Organism: Drosophila simulans
Lineage: Eukaryota; Metazoa; Arthropoda; Insecta; Diptera; Drosophilidae
Gene: Spec2
Product: CDC42 small effector protein homolog
Exons: 3
Coding region: 281-538 (85 amino acids)
Biological process (GO): regulation of Rho protein signal transduction
Cellular component (GO): plasma membrane
Molecular function (GO): small GTPase binding
Source: RefSeq, a predicted model, not a curated record